Messenger RNA from Exophiala oligosperma, 759 nucleotides. RefSeq lists its product as uncharacterized. NCBI's taxonomy places the organism in Eukaryota, Fungi, Ascomycota, Eurotiomycetes, Chaetothyriales, Herpotrichiellaceae. The transcript has a single exon. Bases 1 to 759 code for a protein of 252 amino acids. The record is from RefSeq and is a predicted model, not a curated record.
AUGUCUGAAUCCACAAGAGUUUCGAUCCCCGAGGGCCACCCUUUCAUCCGGACCAGAUCAGGAAGAAAGAACCGCAGGCGGAAGAGCGGCGGCAACCGCCAUGGGACAAACAACACAAGCACCGGCGGUCGGCCAGAUCAGGGUGAGAAUGUUACCGGCUCACGACGUGCCGCCCGUGACGUCCAUGGUCUAUCGAGACGGGAGGCGGACCGGGACUUGAAGAAGGUCCUCAGGUCGCGUUCGUUCACUCCGGUGAGACAGGUGGCUGCCGCAGCUCAGCCCAAGGAAGUGCCCACAGACUGGGUUCCUCCUCCGUCGACCCCGUCGACAGAGUCAUGCGUCCGUGGGGUGAUCAGCGUGGAGGGCUAUGACACGGACAGUUCGUCAUCAACGGUCAUUCCUCCGGUGGUGGACCCCGAAAGGUCAAGAGAACACCGGAGGAUUCUGUACGAGGCUCUCGGCCAGCCGAUUUCUCUCCUGUACACCGAGGAAAGAUUGGAGGAUCGUCUCCGGGGCCUGCCGUCUCCGUUGGACAUGCCUGCGUUUGUCAGGGCGCGCGUCAAACCGCUCUUCGACGACGUCCACCUGGAGGUCCUGAGAGAUAGGCGAGGGGGUGACCGCGGCUCCUCCGUUCGGUGUUGGGAACUGGCGGGAACCGUCGUGGACAAUGUUGCAUCGGGAAGAGCACCCGAUGACGUCCCGAGACACCACCGACCACAAGGGCGUCCGCGUCUCACACUGCGAAUGGGCAAACGCUGA